Messenger RNA from Sorex araneus (European shrew), 360 nucleotides. Its product is annotated as ubiquitin carboxyl-terminal hydrolase 15-like. The record is from RefSeq and is a predicted model, not a curated record. Lineage: Eukaryota; Metazoa; Chordata; Mammalia; Eulipotyphla; Soricidae. The transcript has a single exon. Gene Ontology annotation, molecular function: cysteine-type deubiquitinase activity. Bases 1 to 360 code for a protein of 119 amino acids.
AUGGAAAGAGGCGGAGCAGUGGAUCUGGACAUCCAGCGUUCUGACAUUGCGACGCGGCUCAAAAUCUCGCUCCGGAAGGGGGACACCUGGUACCUAGUUGACAGUCGCUGGUUCAAACAGUGGAAAAAAUAUGUUGGCUUUGACAGUUGGGACAAAUACCAGAUGGGAGAUCGAAAUGUAUAUCCUGGACCUAUUGGUAACUCUGGACUUCUCAAAGAUGGUGAUGCCCAGUCACUCAAAGAGCAUCUUAUCGAUGAAUUGGAUUACAUAUUAUUGCCAACUGAGGGCUGGAAUAAACUUGUUAGCUGGUACACAUUGAUGGGAGGUCAAGAACCAAUAGCACGGAAGGUACAUGCUUAA